UCCGCAGAACGCGGGUGGACGUCUACGUGAAUGUCACGACGAUGACUGAGUAUGCUACUUUUCGUCUAUCGACAACGAUCUCGCCUCUUCACGACUAACGAGCUAAAUGCAUGAAAAAGUGAAUCGCAUCAAAGUUAGAGAUCAUUCGAAUCUAACGAAAUUUCGUGAUGGUGACAACAAACGUCUACAAAAUGUGAAAAUGCAGAUUAAUGUGCUUGGCAAUAGUGAAAAAAUUAUGCAAAAAUCGAGAAUAUGCAUUUUUCCAAUCGUAAUAUAUAAUCUAAAUAAUAUUUGUGAAAUAUGUGUGCAAAUUGCAUUUGUUCUUUUAUCGUUUGCAUAAGUAAUAAAUCAUCGGCAAGAUUUUCUUUUACAUAUUGUGUGCGUUCAUUAUUACUAGGUAUUUCACAAAAUAACAGUGUCAAAACUGUCCUCUGCUUCGCAUCUUCGUUUCUCUCCUAUUCGAAAUUUACCUAAGGAUCUCUUUUUAAUCGAUUGUUUCGUCUUCAUAAUUUCGUCGUCAUGGAUAUGCGAAGAAUGUCAAAUUGGAAUGUCUUGAGCGUGGAGGCUGCCUUGCAACAACUCAACGCCUUCGAAGGAGAUGAUUGCGAGAGGAUAAUAAGACGUCCUAAUACGACAAUAGAAAAGCUACCGGACAAAGUUCUUCUAAAUAUUUUUAGCUAUCUGUCACAUCGCGAAAUAUGCAGGGUUGCUCGAGUUUGCAAACGUUGGCGACAAAUUGCGUAUGACACGCGUCUCUGGAAGCACGUGUCUCUAAGACCAGAAAUAAGCGGGCUUCACGUGAGCUCUCUGGAAAAUCUAUUGCAUUUAAUCAGCGUACGUUUUGGACCGUCAUUAAGAUAUAUCGAAUUACCAAUAGAAUUAAUCACUCACACAGUUCUUCAUGAGUUAGCUAAUAAGUGUCCAAAUUUAACGCACAUGUUAUUGGAUUUUUCAACUGCUAUGCAAUUGCACGAUUUCUCGGAAAUGCAAGCUUUUCCUACAAAAUUGAAAUAUAUGUGCAUAUGUCUAUCUGAGGUAAUUUUCAUGGAGGGCUUCAUGCGGAAGAUCUACAACUUUAUCAAUGGUUUAGAGAUCCUUCAUUUGAUCGGAACAUACGAAAAAGUCGAAGAAGAGGAGGAGGAAAUUUACGAGGUAAUUAAUGUUCACAAACUGAAAUCCGCGACGCCAAAUUUGAGGGUAAUCAAUUUAUACGGGAUCAACUUUGUGGAUGAUUCGCAUAUCGAUGCAUUCUCUUCUAAUUGCAUCCAACUUGAAUGCUUAGCCGUGAAUUUCUGUGCCAAAGUGACUGGUUCGACCAUGAAGACUCUGUUUCAAAGGAGCAGAAGACUGAAAUGUCUUCUUAUGCAAGGAACAAAUCUUCAGAGUGAAUACGUCAUGCAAGUCGAAUGGGAAAAAUCCAGCAUCCAAGAACUCGAUGUUACUGCCACUGAUUUGUCGACGGAAUGCUUGAUCGAUAUGCUGACCAGAAUUCCCGGCCUUCGCUUCUUGAGCGCCGGUCAACUGAACGGUUUCAAUGACAGUGUAUUAAAAGCGUGGACCGAGGCCGGAAAUCCGCGAAAUUUGAUAGCGCUGGAUCUGGAUAGUUCCGACAAUCUAAGCGACGAUGCCUUGCAUAAAUUUCUAUCUAGACACGGUCAUCAGCUGCACGGCCUUGCAUUGUCAGGCAUGCCGCAUAUUACCGAUCAACUAUGGCAAAGUGUACUACCGAUUCUCACAAAUGCAAAAAUACUUGUAAUGGGUACUCAAGAGAGAUUAGGUGUUAACAUUCACGUAGAUCAGCUGAUGGAUGGAAUUGCCAAUAACUGUCUUGAUCUAGAGCGUCUGGAAUUACGCUGGGAUCCAGAAAAUUUGCGAUUUUCCGAUAAAAGUCAAAAAGCUAUUGAUAUCCUACGUGUCAAAUGCAUUAAACUAAGAUGUUUAAGUUUAAGCGAUGGAAGAUACUAUGAAAUCGUCAAAGCAAAUUUCGAACGAGCUGACAGACUGACCGUCGUUAGAACAAUUACUUGUUGCAGAGUAUCAAACUAUUAUCUUUUGCAAAAUUAUAAAGAUUUAAUUUUUAAUUGACGCGAAUUCUGAUGACCGAUUCUCAGAUCGAGUUUCAUUGUGUUUCCGUUGAUAAAUUUAGACAAACAUGUGCCUAAAUGUAAAGCUCUCCGAUAUUUCUUUGUUACUACGGUAUUAACAUAAAUAAUACUAGCCCGAUAAGAAAAUAAAAUUAAUAAAAAAAGAUAAAGAAGAUAAAAUUUAUAUUGUAUAUGACAAUACAAUGAUAUGAUAAUUUAAUAUUAAAAGUACUCUAAAUUU
Messenger RNA from Cataglyphis hispanica, 2325 nucleotides. It is a transcript of the gene FipoQ, whose product is annotated as F-box/LRR-repeat protein fbxl-1. Bases 520 to 2085 code for a protein of 521 amino acids. Gene Ontology annotation, cellular component: SCF ubiquitin ligase complex. The transcript has 7 exons. NCBI's taxonomy places the organism in Eukaryota, Metazoa, Arthropoda, Insecta, Hymenoptera, Formicidae. Gene Ontology annotation, molecular function: protein binding. The record is from RefSeq and is a predicted model, not a curated record. Gene Ontology annotation, biological process: SCF-dependent proteasomal ubiquitin-dependent protein catabolic process; positive regulation of protein ubiquitination.